Molecule: messenger RNA, 945 nt
Organism: Rhodofomes roseus
Lineage: Eukaryota; Fungi; Basidiomycota; Agaricomycetes; Polyporales; Fomitopsidaceae
Exons: 10
Coding region: 1-945 (314 amino acids)
Source: RefSeq, a predicted model, not a curated record
AUGGUGGAUUGGACGAAUGCGUCCGAGAUUGCGUUGGAUUCUGAUGUCUACGGGAAGCUGGUGUUCGCUCUCUUUGGUGUUUACGUCUGGGAGGUCUUCCAGACCUCCGGCUUCGAAUGGUCCCUCAUUACCAGAACACGCAAACUAAAAUGGCCCCUCGUGAUAUUCUUUUUCCAAUGCCGAUACUGUCUCCUCCUCUCUCUGAUUGGCAUCAUCAUCUCCAUGAGUGUCCGCGAUCCAAUCAACUGCCAGGCUCUGUAUACCUUUAACUCGUGGGCGGGGAAUAUGGCAAUUCUCGGUGCAUCAACGUCCCUCAUGCUCAGAACGAUCGCCAUUUGGGAACGCAAGAUGAAGAUUGUCAUCCCGCUUUGCUUCCUAUGCCUGUGCCACUGGGUACUGCUCUGGCGGGGCAUGUUCCUCCUCAACGCACAGUAUAGCUCCGCCGAGGGGGAGUGCGUUCUGGUUUCCAGCAACCACGUCUUCCUGAACGUGACAUUCUUCAUGACGAUGGGGUUCGACCUUACCAUCCUCGUUUUCACAGUCGCCGCACUGGUCAGGCAUAAGGCGCGGUCAGACCUGUGGUCGCUCCUCUUCACGGACGGUCUGGUGUACUUCCUCACUGCGUUCUGUUUCAACGCGCUCCCAGCUGUAUCCCUUCUGACGCUCAUCUCCGCUCCAGUUGCCAUGGACGUGUACGUGCCCGCAGCGACCUUCUCCGCGAUCGCCGCGUGCCGCGCCGUCAUCCGCCUGCAGGACUUCGCGCACUCCGACGUCUACGUCCACAGCGCGUCGCACGUUGUCUCGAGCGGCGGGAGCAACAACCCCCCGCCGCCCACCCGCGCCGCCCGCCGCUUCACGUCGCGCCGUGGGGACAUAGGCUUUGCGCGCCCGGAGGUGCAUGUCACGACGGACCAAUUCGUCGUUGAGGAUUAUAGGUGUGUUUGA